Molecule: messenger RNA, 899 nt
Organism: Aegilops tauschii subsp. strangulata
Lineage: Eukaryota; Viridiplantae; Streptophyta; Magnoliopsida; Poales; Poaceae
Source: RefSeq, a predicted model, not a curated record
AGAGAGAGAGAGAGCAGAGCAGCCUACAGUUGCAGCUUGGACACGCCGCCCAAGAAACGCCAUUCUUCUCCCACGCCGGCCUAGCUUGUACGGCCAGCUAGCUUCCUCCCAUAAGUAGCUGCGCCGAGGAGAAGGAGCCGUGCGUGCGUUUCCACCACUUGUUGCCAAGAAGGACCCCCGGCUUGCCCUCGUCUGCUCUGCUCUCACGGCGUCGCAAGGUGGUGGUGUCUGGCCGGCGAGGCGAUGAAGAAGGGAGGGGCGGGGACGGCGAAGGAGGCGGCGGCGGCGGUGGGGCAGGUGAAGGCGGAGCUGGAGGACGUGGGGAAGGCGGCGGGACGGGCGGUGGCGGUGGCGGCGGCGGCGGCGCUGAGCCCGCUGAGCGAGACGCUGUGGCGGGAGAAGGCGGCGGUGGAGUUCCUCGGGGACGUGUCGGCGCGGCUGGCGUGGAGGGACCUCACGGUCACCGUCGCGCUCGGCAGUGGCGACACGCAGGCCGUGCUCCAGGCGCUCACGGGGUACGCCGAGCCGGGCACCAUCACCGCGCUAAUGGGGCCCUCCGGCUUGAAGUAUAAUCCUCGUUGUUAGGUUUAGUUCUUUCUAAAGUCACCUUAGCUGAAUAAUUGGCCGGCAGCGUGUGUAUGUCCACGUCCGGUUCAGUCUUUUUUCUUCAGUUAGUUCAGUUAGCGCCGGCAAGACCGCUUCCAUGGGAUGGCGUGGAACUACAGCGGGUUUGACGGCGGCGUAGUGGCUCGCGCAAGCUUAGCAUCGUGGGAUGGCACGAUCAGUAGGCUAGGUGUGCGUGGGUGUGAUCUCCUUUGAUUUCGGCAACUCGUUUGAGCUCUGCAUAAAUAACAGAAAGACCUAAAAAGCUGCAGUCAGUUAAGCAGCGCAAAAACUCU